Molecule: messenger RNA, 300 nt
Organism: Iphiclides podalirius (scarce swallowtail)
Lineage: Eukaryota; Metazoa; Arthropoda; Insecta; Lepidoptera; Papilionidae
Source: the annotation of a GenBank genome assembly
AUGGACCCCACUCGCGCCAUCAUUGAAGAUAUACCAAUGGCUGCGUUACGCACUACCGUUGGAAACAUUUCUGAACAGUACAAAUACACCACAAUGAACACCAUGAAGGUGAAGAAUACUCCUAAACAACCUAACACGAUGGAAUACGUCCCUUCUGGAACUAAAGCUAUGAAAAUAAGGCACAAACUGCUCGCCAAGUUGGAAGCAACAACAAAGGUUUUACGCUUCAAAAAUUUUAUGAGUGGUAUUGAGACGAAACAAGAGCACAAGGACACGCUACCACUAGCGACGACGUUUGUG